This is a messenger RNA of Ilyonectria robusta, 501 nucleotides long. Its product is annotated as membrane-associating domain-containing protein. NCBI's taxonomy places the organism in Eukaryota, Fungi, Ascomycota, Sordariomycetes, Hypocreales, Nectriaceae. The record is from RefSeq and is a predicted model, not a curated record. The transcript is spliced from 2 exons. Bases 1 to 501 code for a protein of 166 amino acids. Gene Ontology annotation, cellular component: membrane.
AUGGCUCUCGACCGCCUCGUUAGUAUGGCCCUUCGCGCCGCGGAGCUCGUCUUCGCCGCCAUUGUCGCUGGUGUCACCGGCGAAUACCUCCACAGGUCCCACGCCAGUAGUUGGGACCUCGGUCGCUUCAUCUAUACUGAAGUCGUUGCCGCGCUCUCUAUACUCUUCGCUCUCCUUUGGUUGAUUCCCUUCUCGGGCACCUUUAUCCACUGGCCCAUGGACAUCUUCAUGAGCAUCCUGUGGUGGGUUUCCUUUGGUCUGCUGGUAGACUUGAUUGGUACUGGUUGCGGUGGCAUCUUCGACUGGGGCAACGUCGCUCCACGUGGAGACCAGUGCGGCAAGUUCAAGGCCGACAUCGCCUUCGCCUUUCUGUCAGCCCUACUGUGGCUUGUCUCUGCUCUCGUCGGCUUCUUCUGGGUCCAUAAGCGCGAGCGUCGUGCUGCCCAUGCCGAUGCUGUCCACAACUCUCGCCGCCACCGCUGGGGUCGCAGCCGUGUCUAA